CGACAACAACCUCCGAGUGAGAGCUUCAGGCAGCUCAAUCACCUCUACACUACUCACCCCUUUCAUUUCAAACCACAUAGCCAUUCUCUACUUGGUGUUAAAGCCAAACCGCCAAAAUGUCCACCGACGACCUAAAAUCCCACGCCACGUCUGGCGCCCAUGACUUCUACGCCCUCCUCGACAUCUCACCCACAGUGGCCUCCACCGAAAUCCGCCGCGCAUACCGACGCACAGCCCUCAAAUACCAUCCGGAUAAGAUUACAAACCCGACGCAGGCAGACAUCGACAAGUUCCAUCUCCUCCAAAUCGCGAAUGAUGUUCUUUCUGACCCGACGGUGCGCCAGCUGUAUGACAAUGCGCGGGAGGCGCGGGAGCGCAAGAAGCGCGAGCUUGAUAUGAUGGACGCGGCGAAAAGGAAGAUGAAAGAGGAUUUGGAGGCGAGGGAGAGAGCUGGGGCUGCUGCUACUGCUGCUGGAGGUGUGGGUGCGCAGCGCGGGGUGAAGAGGGGUUGGGGCGCUAUGGGUGAUGACGAUGCGGAGGAGAAGCUUGCGCAGGAGAUUGAGAGGAUCGCGGAGGAUGGGAGGAGGAGGCGUAGGGAUGCGGAGGACAAGUUGAGGAAGGAGGUUGAGGAAGAUGAGAAGAGGUUGCGCGAGGAAGAAGAGGAGAAGCAGCGGGCUAAGGAUCGGAGUUCGAAGCGGGUUGAUCGAUCAAAUGAGGGUGGGAAGAAUGUCCCUGAGCAGGAGCGUGCGGUGAAGGUACGCUGGACUAGGGAGGGACGAGGCUUGGAUCUCGACAAGGAUCGCCUGACAGUGUUGUUUGCGCCAUUUGGUGCAAUUGAGAGCGUCCUUGUCUUGAAGGAUAGACGGCAACGUCUUGGGGAUAAGAAGGAGAAGAAGACUGUUGCGACAGGCGUGAUUGUCUUCGCCUCCAUUGUUAGUGCGCAUACCGCCGUGCUGGACAGCGAGAAAUUCAUGCACGAGAGCCUCUCCCGGACGGCCAGCGACUGGAACGUGAUCGACUCUGUCUUUUGGGCCACGGGAGAAAAACCAGACCUAUCAGGACAAGACACUGGCUCUGCAUCUCCGCCAAGUCAGGGACAAGCCGCUCCUUCACCGAAGGAGCAGGGUACAUCAGGCUCAGCCCCCAAACCCACUUUCAGUUUCGCAGGGCUCAAGGCUGCAGGAUCUGGCGGGCAGUCGGGGAAAGCGCCAUCUUUUGGUUCUUUCGCAUCAGCAGCAGGUGGUGCCAAAGCAGCGCCCCCUACUGAGUCGGCGAAUGGCGUAAAGACGCCCAGUUUGGAAGAAGUCACGCUGAUGCGAUUGAAGAAUGCGCAACGUGAAAAGGAGCGAAAAACGCUGGAGGAGCAACUGAAGAAAGAAGACGAAGCUGCAGAUGCAGCCGAGGAUGCUGCUGCCAGAAGCUAACUGUCUACAUAUUCAAGGACGAAGGCGUUCUAUGAUUUCUACAUGAUUUGCUUGAAGAUACCCUUGCAUAAUUCUCCUAGAGUUGCACUUAUUUUGCAUUGUGGCGUUAUACAAGUCUAGAAUAACUGUACAGUAGUAUACAAUAACGACCAUUGGACCAUUUCAUCGUUGAGCUCCUUCUUCCUCCAACUGCUCUACAUAAUCUUUCGCACGGUGGCCUUCGCGAUUAGUGUUGUUGGCUUUGGCACCGCCAGCCUCGAUAAAAUCUCUUGUCCAUGAUGGCACAAUCGGCUUGAUCUUCACCUCUCCGCUUUCCGGGGCGUCUGGUGUUUCCGAACCAUCCCAGGAGAUUUUAAACUCCUGGUCAGGGCUGAAUUGAGUCGCCUCGCCAGUAAGUGCGAUAUCAGUCAUCAUCUCCAAGCGACACAGCGCAAGUCCGAUAUUACCAAUACCUCCCAAAAACUUCCCGGCACUGCGGCCCUUACG
This is a messenger RNA of Aspergillus versicolor CBS 583.65, 1910 nucleotides long. RefSeq names its product putative cell cycle control protein (Cwf23). The record is from RefSeq and is a predicted model, not a curated record. Lineage: Eukaryota; Fungi; Ascomycota; Eurotiomycetes; Eurotiales; Aspergillaceae. Gene Ontology annotation, cellular component: spliceosomal complex. The coding region runs from base 117 to 1424 and encodes 435 amino acids. The transcript has a single exon. Gene Ontology annotation, biological process: spliceosomal complex disassembly.